Molecule: messenger RNA, 1677 nt
Organism: Penicillium manginii
Lineage: Eukaryota; Fungi; Ascomycota; Eurotiomycetes; Eurotiales; Aspergillaceae
Product: FAD-dependent oxidoreductase
Exons: 11
Coding region: 1-1677 (558 amino acids)
Molecular function (GO): monooxygenase activity; FAD binding
Source: RefSeq, a predicted model, not a curated record
AUGGUUGGAUCCCGUGAAGCAGAACGCCUACACAUUCUUAUUGCAGGGGCUGGCAUCGGCGGUCUCUCGGCAGCAAUUGCGCUUCGACAAGCUGGCCAUGUAGUGGAUGUCUUUGAAUCUUCUCGGUUCGCAGUGGAGCUCGGUGCCGCAAUUCACCUUCCUCCAAAUGUGAACGGGCUGCUGCGCCGAAUCGGUGUUCAGCCAGACGACUUCCAGUGCAACGACGCAGAGUUUGUUUCGGUUUUCGACUCCCAAGGUAACCUUAUUAGCUCCAAGGAUGUCCGAAAUCUGCGCGAGAUCUACCCAUUUCCCUGGCAACUUGCUCAUAGAAUUGAUCUACAUGAUGCAUUAAAAGACAAGGCGACCUCACUGAAAGGCACUGGAGUUCCCGUCAAAAUUCAUCUGCGCAGCAAGGUUGUCGACUGCCAUCCCGCCAGCCCUUCGCUAACCCUGAUUGAUGGGACCGAGGUCAAAGGAGAUCUUCUCAUUGGCGCGGAUGGUGUUCAUUCAUCCCUUCGAACCAAAAUCGCUCGAGAGGAUAUUGCAGCAGAGCCAUCUGGUGGAAGUGCUUUCCGCUUUCUUGUUCCGAUGUCCAAGGUCAAAGCCAAUCCAGUCACCGCAUCCCUUGUUCAGAAGGCAGGAGAACUUCAAUUUUGGGAUGGCCAGUAUCGUCGGCUGGUGAUCUAUCCUUGUCGGGUCUUUGACGAAUUUUCAACUCCCAUGAAAUCGCUCCUUGCAAUGGCAGACCCCGAUUCGAUCAAGCUCUGGAGGCUUCUCGAUCGCAAGGCUCUUGGCACCUGGAUUAAUGGCAAUAGCUGUCUCAUUGGAGACGCAGCCCAUCCAUUUCUCCCGCAUCAGGGACAAGGUGGUGCUCAAGCAAUUGAAGAUGGAAUCGCGCUUGGCGCUUUGUUUCCCCUGGGCACCCCUCGGGCGGAGAUCCCUGAACGUCUGGAGUUAUAUAUGGAAUGUCGUUAUGACAGAGCAACCAUGAUCCAGAAUUUCUCUCGACAAGCAGCUUUCAAAAUUAGCGCGAAGGAUGAUGUUGGGGCUCUGGAAUUUAUGCGGACCAAUUUCGGGCACGAUGCAUGCGACUUCGCCGCAAAUGUGCUGCGUAAACAUAUGGUCAGUCGGAUCCCAAAGGAUGACACAUUGUCUACUGCCUUCGGCCUCGCAGGACCAUUCGUCCUAGGAUUCCUUGGGCCCGACGGCAUUCUCGGAUCUCCCUCUCAGCGAUCGCUCGAAAUCGAAUUCCGCGCCCGUCGGAACUACCUCGAAACAUUUCUGCCAACUGUGAAAUCACGCAUCACCUCUCCCGGUGGCUGGGCCAAAGCUUCCUGGAUCACCCGGCGGCUCCAGUCAACCGAGUGGAAGGGAGAAAGUGAAGUCACCCUUGUGGGUCUGAACAUUCCAAACGCCCUUCUUUCGCACGAUGGGGAGGGUUCCGGGAAUUUUACUCCCAUUGUUUUCUGUGAAAAUGCCGAGUUUGUGAUUUCUGCGCGCGAGGAGCUCAGCCUGCCCAUUUUGCUUGCUGAUAUCACGGAGAGUAUCAUGGGCUCUGGUUAUCGGAUAAGUGUCGGAGCUUCGGUGUUCCCUGGCUUAGCGAAUGUGAUCAUGCGUCUACAAGGCCUUGAUAUUAAGAGUCCAGUUAUCACCCACUCUGAUACGCAGAUUAACUGA